Messenger RNA from Manis pentadactyla (Chinese pangolin), 3436 nucleotides. It is a transcript of the gene TRPV5, whose product is annotated as transient receptor potential cation channel subfamily V member 5. The record is from RefSeq and is a predicted model, not a curated record. NCBI's taxonomy places the organism in Eukaryota, Metazoa, Chordata, Mammalia, Pholidota, Manidae. The transcript has 15 exons. The coding region runs from base 197 to 2392 and encodes 731 amino acids. Gene Ontology annotation, molecular function: protein binding; calcium channel activity. Gene Ontology annotation, biological process: calcium ion import across plasma membrane. Gene Ontology annotation, cellular component: membrane.
CGCACACGCACACGCACACGCGCACACACACACCCCACAUCGCCGCAAACUGCUCGCUGCACACACAUCACCUGUGGAAGACAUACUCAUUCCCGGUCCCAACCCCAAACAGACCCCGCCUCCUCGGCUGCUGCUGAGCCUAGACCAGCUCCUUUUACCACAUUCCCUUAACCUGCCAGUGCUGACAGGAGAAGACAUGGGGGCUCCUCCGCCCAAGGCAGAAGGGCCCUGGAUCCAACUCCAGAAGUUUCUGGCCUCCUGGUUGGUCAGAGAGCAAGACUGGGACCAGCUUAUGGACAAGGCCUAUAUGCAACAACAGAAGAGGAUUCAAGAAUCUCAACUGCUUCGGGCAGCCAAGGAAAAUGACCUGUGUGUCCUGAAGAAACUUCUGCUGGACCAAGCCUGCGACUUUGGACAAAGAGGAGCCCUGGGGGAGACAGCGCUGCACAUCGCUGCUCUCUAUGACAAUCUCGAGGCCGCCAUAGUGCUGAUGGAGGCCGCCCCAGAGCUGGUCAAGGAGCCCACCAUGUGUGAGCCAUUUGUAGGUCAGACUGCGCUGCACAUAGCCAUCAUGAACCAGAACGUGAACCUGGUGAAAGCCCUGCUUGCCCACGGGGCCAGCGUCUCUGCAAGAGCUACAGGCGCAGCUUUCCGCCACAGCGCCCGCAACCUCAUCUACUUUGGGGAGCACCCUCUGUCCUUUGCUGCCUGUGUGGGCAGUGAGGAGAUCGUGCGGCUGCUCAUUGAGCACGGAGCUGACAUCCGGGCCCAGGACUCCCUGGGAAACACUGUGCUGCACAUCCUGGUCCUCCAGCCCAACAAAACAUUUGCCUGCCAGAUGUACAACCUGCUGCUGUCCCACGAUGGGCGCGGGGCCCGCCUGCCAGCCCUGGACCUCGUGCCCAACCACCAGGGUCUCACCCCCUUCAAGCUGGCUGGCGUGGAGGGCAACACCGUGAUGUUCCAGCACCUGAUGCAGAAGCGGAAGCACAUCCAGUGGACGUGCGGGCCACUGACCUCCACUCUCUACGACCUCACAGAAAUCGACUCCUGGGGAGAGAAGGUGUCCUUUCUGGAGCUCGUGGUCUCCUCCAGGAAGCGGGAGGCUCGCCAGAUCCUGAAACAAACCCCAGUGAAGCAGCUGGUGAACCAGAAGUGGAAGAAACAUGGGCGGCCGUAUUUCUGUGUGCUGGGCGCCCUGUACGUGCUCUACAUGAUCUGCUUCACCACGUGCUGUGCCUACCGCCCCCUGAAGUUACGCAGUGGCAACCGCACGAAUCCGCGAGAUAGCACCAUCCUCGAACAGAAACUGCUGCAGGAGGCCUACGUGACUCCACAGGAUAAAAUCCGACUAGUGGGGGAGCUGGUGACCAUCGUUGGGGCUGUGAUCGUCCUGCUGCUAGAGAUCCCGGACAUCUUCAGGGUUGGUGCCUCUCGCUACUUCGGACAGACUGUCCUCGGGGGGCCAUUCCAUGUCAUCAUCAUCACUCACGCCUGCCUGGUGCUGGUGACCAUGGUGAUGCGCCUCUCCAGUGCCCCCGGGGAGGUGGUGCCCAUGUCCUUCGCCCUGGUGCUGGGCUGGUGCAGCGUCAUGUACUUUGCUCGAGGAUUCCAGAUGCUGGGCCCCUUCACCAUCAUGAUCCAGAAGAUGAUUUUUGGAGACCUGAUGCGUUUCUGCUGGCUGAUGGUUGUGGUUAUUCUGGGAUUUGCCUCAGCGUUCUAUAUCAUUUUCCAGACGGAGGACCCCACCAAUCUGGGGAAUUUCUAUGACUACCCCAUGGCUCUGUUCAGCACCUUCGAGCUUUUCCUCAGCAUCAUCGAUGGACCCGCCAACUACAAUGUGAACUUGCCCUUCACGUUUGGCAUUGUCUACUUUGUCUUCGCCAUCGUUGCCACACUGCUUAUGCUCAACCUGUUCAUCGCCAUGAUGGGUGACACACACUGGAGGGUGGCCCACGAGCAGGACGAGCUAUGGAGGGCCCAGGUGGUGGCCACCACGGUGAUGCUGGAGAGGAAGCUGCCUUGCUUCCUGUGGCCUCGGUCUGGGAUCUGCGGGAAAGCCUACGGGCUGGGGGACCACUGGUUCCUGCGAGUCGAGAACCACCACGACCAGAAUCCUUUGCGAGUGCUUCGUUAUGUGGAAGCCUUCAAGGGCUCGGACAAGGAGGAUGGACAGGAGCGUCUCUCGGAGAAACAGCCCUCUGUGGUUGAAAGUGGGACUCUAGCCAGAGCAUCCUUAGCCCCUCCAACUCCCUCCUUGUCCCGGACCACAUCCCACAGCAGCAGCAGUCACCGGGGCUGGGAAAUCCUUCGUCGCAACACCCUGGGACACCUGAAUCCUGGGCUGGACCUUGGUGAGGGGGAUGGAGAGGAAGAUGUCUAUCAUAUAUGAUUAGGACCCUGUUACUGUUUGCUGGACUCUAGGUGGGCCUGCGCUGGGGCAGAGGGGGAGACGCUUGCCUACACGUGUAUCUGACCUCCUACCUGUGAAUCAUGGGAGGGGGUGGACAGAAGAAUUCUUAAAGGCCCUGUCUCACCCUUCCCAUGAACAUUUCUGGAGAUGAGCAAUGGGCUUCUGUUGUCUCACAUAUCUUCUGGGUUCCUCAAGUCCCAUAUUUUGGGAAAAGAACAUAUCUUUUCAAGCAAAGUUGGACUUGCCCAUCAAAGACAUGAGGUAGGGCUGCUAUAUUAGUGUCUGGGUCAUCUCUCCCGGUGCUCCUUGCAGACCCUAGGAAGCAGUAGGCUGUGACACCUGCCUGCUUCCUCAGGGCCAACUGUGGGGAGAGCCAGGCCUGGCGUCAGUUUGUGGUCCUUCCCUUUCCUGUACCCCUGUGGAGUGUUCUCCCCGAUUAGCAACCAAAGCCCACCUAGAAAACUGCAAGAAGAAAGGUUCUUUAACCUUGUUUCAUUAUUUUUUUAAUUUUUAUUGUGUGUCAGAUACACAUAACAAAAUUUCCCAUUUUUAGGUAUCCCAUUCAGCAGCAUUAAGUACCUUCCGGUGGCUGACUACACAGCCAUCACCACUGCCCGCCUACAGCUUUUUUGUCAUCCCAGACACUCUUCUCCUCACUAAGUACUGACUCCCACCAUCCCCUCCCCAGAGCCCCUGACAACCAGUAUUCAACUUUCUGCCUAUGCAUCUGACUACUAUAGGUGACCUCAUGUGAGUGGAAUCGUACAAUAUUAGUCCUACAUGACUGGCUGAUUUCACGAAGCAUAAUAUUUUCAAGAUUCAUCACGUUCUAGCAUGUUUCAGAAUUUCCUUCCUUUUAAAGGCCAAAUGAUGUUCCAUUGUAAGCGCACACUAUGUUUUGUUUAUUCAUUCAUCCAUUGAUGGACAUUGGGUUGUUUCCAUCUUUUGGCUGUUGUGAAUAAAUACUGCUGUGAACACUGGUGUACAAAUAUCUGUUCAAGUUCCUGCUUUGAGUUCCUUUGG